AAUUUUAUGGCGAUGUACGGAGCAAUGAAAAUCAACGUCGCGCAGGUAGGUGUGCUGUGCACAUUCCCGCGCGGGUUUACUACACGUUAAAGCUGAAGCGGAGGAGAGGCCAAUUAUCAAUUACUACUACUACUGCUUCUUGCUCAUCACCUCUUUUGCAAUCAUUGUCCUUCUUUUAACCUCUACUAUCAUCCUUUGCUCUCAUCAUGCCCACCUUUUCCUUCUCCCCGCCGUCAAAUCCAUCGGAAACUCGCCGGACGUAGUGCUUUUCAUUAGCUCUUCGUCUUUGGAGCAUCCCCACCAAGCUAGCUAUCUAGCUAACUUCAGGAUAAACGUUGUAAAAUCUUGUGGUGGCAUGGAGAUGAGAAACCAUGGGUCUGAAUUUCAUGUGGUGCAGCAAAGCAGGCGUGAUAAGCUGAGAAACCAAAACACCUCAUCAACACCAUCACAGCACAUGGGCGAUUAUCGUGCCAAUUUAGAGCAGCUGUCUUUGCACAACGUGGAUCUUGUUCAUCUUCCUGGCUGGCGAUAUGGAAACCACAUUUCUUGCGAUAAUUCUUCGUCAUCAGACAUGCUUAAUUUUGGCUCAAACCCACAUUCUGUAGUGUUGAACAAAGAUAAUAAUAAUAAUGCUUCGUUUCCCAGUUUGGGAGAGGCAGUUAAAGGCAGUGGUGACCCACAAAACUGUGGCACUUGGAAAAGCUGUAAUGUUGAUCAUUCCCAGAAAAUUGGCUCUGUUUGGAGUGGUGUUGCUAAUUAUUCAAGUGGAUCAGCUGGCAUUGCUGGCAACCUUAGUCCGAUGUUUGUCGGGGAAAACUUGUCUGGUUGUUUGAGGCUAAACAAUGAUGUUCCUGUUUCUGGAAUUGAUGUGAAGAGUAGUUACUUUGGAUAUCAAGAAUUGACCAAUCCAUCUAGUGACACUUGUGGUCAGUUUAAGGAUCUGCAGACUCUUCAAGAAGUUGUUGCUUCUGCUGCUGUUGGAACCCGAGAGCUCGAGAUGCUGCAGAACGCGAGGGGAACAGAACGAAGCUCGUGGUUGUUGCCCGGUGAAGAAGACGAAACCCGUCUUCUCCCCACUUAUGUGGAUCAGUCUAGCCAGUUGUUUGUCAAUACUAAUGCUGCUAGCUUGGUAAAUAGUGCAGUUCAGUGGAAUGGGGAACUCGAGAGAGAUAAUAGAGCGAUUGAAAACGAGGCUUCGAAUACACAGGCCUUGUCUUUGUCCCUUUCCUCAGUUGGGGAGAGGAUCGGUAGUAGCAUGCCUGAUUUGAAGCCCUUGAAAUCUGACCACUUGUGUUCAUACCCGAAACAAGGCAGUAAAGCGUUGGGGAACGCUGCUCGUCAAGACAUGAUUGGGAAUUUAACUUUUACUCAUCGAGAUUUGGUGCCUCUUGGUCCUUUCACGGGCUAUGCAACCAUUCUUAAAAGUUCGAGAUUUCUAAGGCCAGCACAACAGCUGCUCUAUGAAUUCUGCAACUUAACUACUGGUGACAAAGCCCUUAACUUGUCGGAGGUCUCUGGGAAUAAUGUUAUGGAUCAUGAAGUUGGGAUUUGUAGUGAGGGUGUCAAUGCAACUCCACGCAGUGGCGGUGGAUCUCUGGCUGUUGAUUCCGGUGCCUCAUCUUCAACGUUUUAUAGCUCAAACGAGAAGAGCAGCCACGAGUUUAGAGGCAUAGUGAGCAGCUCGAAUGAAUCCUACCAUCGGCCUGAAUAUCUGCAAAACAAAGUCAAGCUGUUAUACAUGCAGGACGAGGUUUGCAGAAGGUACAGGCAGUACCAUCAGCAGAUGCAGAUGGUGGUAUCUUCCUUCGAGUCAGUGGCUGGUCUUAGCGCAGCCACCCCUUACAUCUCGGUGGCGUUGAAGGCAGUCUCGCGCCAGUUUCGUUGUUUCAAGAGCACGAUAUCAAACCAGCUCAGGAGCAUAAGGAAGGCGUUGGGAGAAGACGUGCUGUCUCCCACCGCGGGGGCGAGCAGCAGCAAGAGGGAUGCAGCUGGAACCCCCUCGGGCUUGAACUUCAUCGACCAGACCUUGCAAAACCAGAAUGGCAGCGGGGAAAGGCUGCACUAUUUGGAGCCUCAAACGCACGUUUGGAGGCCACAACGAGGCCUGCCUGAGCGGGCUGUGGCUAUUCUUAGAGCUUGGCUUUUCGACCAUUUCCUGCACCCGUAUCCAACAGACACAGACAAGCAUAUGUUGGCCUCCCAAACUGGCUUGACUAGGAACCAGGUUUCAAACUGGUUCAUCAAUGCUCGAGUGAGAGUUUGGAAGCCGAUGGUAGAAGAAAUUCACAUGCUCGAGACCAAAGCAAUGGUAGAAAAGGGAUCAAAUGUGGGAAAAGCAGACGGGGAGCUGGGAACACAAGGCGCCAGCCAGCAGCACUUGAACAGGCGGCUCAGCCUCCUUAACGAAAGACAGUUGUUGAACGCGAGGGGAAUGUCAGACAUGGCAGCAGCAGAAGAAUGCCCCCCCGGGAUCAGCCCAUCAUCAGCAGCUACCAUCAUCAGGGAAAAAUCGUACCAGGACAAGCGGUCCAGGAUCGACUGUGGGCUUCCCGUUGGUGCCAUGGACAGACCGCUGAUGGGUUUCAUGCCUUACCAGCAAAACAGCCUCGAAAUUGGGGGGCUUGGAGCUGUGUCAUUGACACUGGGACUCAGACAAAGCAUCGAGGGCGCCCAACAGCAACAACAACAGCAACAGCAAAUGCAGCAGUUUGGAGGUCAGAUAAUUCGCGACUUUGCGGGCUAAAAUGUUAGAGAGCUGGAAUGGCCAUCAACCCACACGAAAGAAAGAUUGAUGAUGAAGUUAAUAACAAAGUACAGGUUAAGGGCCUGUGAUAUGAAGGAUUCAUGUAAUGCAUAAGAAGAAAUGUUAAUUAAACUCAGGCACUCAGCCCAUUUUCAUCUUUCAAGUGUAUGAUAAAUGACAGGAAACAUCAAAUGGGAAUUACAGAAGAUAUGGAUACGUUAUAUAAACUUGGAAUGCCAAGCCUCUCAAUCUUUAUC
Messenger RNA from Ipomoea nil (Japanese morning glory), 3000 nucleotides. Its product is annotated as BEL1-like homeodomain protein 8. Gene Ontology annotation, biological process: regulation of transcription by RNA polymerase II. Gene Ontology annotation, molecular function: RNA polymerase II cis-regulatory region sequence-specific DNA binding; DNA-binding transcription factor activity, RNA polymerase II-specific. The record is from RefSeq and is a predicted model, not a curated record. Bases 356 to 2743 code for a protein of 795 amino acids. Lineage: Eukaryota; Viridiplantae; Streptophyta; Magnoliopsida; Solanales; Convolvulaceae. The transcript has 5 exons.